UGGCGGGGGAGGGGUGGGGUUUAGAGGAAGCGGAAGUGUCAGAGCAGGCGGAAGUGGUACUGCCCUGAAUACGCUGAGCACCGAGCGGAGGACGCCUUGAUAAACUCUCGCCUUUCAGAGAACAAAAUCGGAAUUCCGAGCACACUCUAAAUAUGGAUAAGAACGACCAGGUGCAGAAAGCCAAGCUGGCAGAGCAGGCGGAGCGCUAUGAUGACAUGGCGGCUGCCAUGAAGGCUGUGACGGAGGAGAGCAAGGAGCUCAGCAACGAGGAGCGCAACCUGCUCUCUGUUGCGUACAAGAACGUGGUUGGCGCUCGCCGCUCCUCCUGGCGCGUCAUCUCCAGUAUUGAGCAGAAGACGGAGCCUACGGACAAGAAGCGUGAGAUGGCCUGUGAUUACCGCAUGAAGAUUGAGUCUGAACUCCAGGAGAUCUGCCAUGAUGUACUGAACCUGCUCGACAAAUACCUCAUUGCCAACGCAUCUCAGUCAGAAAGUAAGGUGUUCUACCUCAAAAUGAAAGGAGACUACUUCAGAUACCUGUCAGAGGUGGCAUCUGGAGAUUCAAAGAAGGACACGGUUGAUAACUCCCAGCUGGCCUAUCAGAACGCCUUCGAAAUCAGCAAGAAGGACAUGCAACCGACACACCCCAUCCGUCUGGGCCUGGCCCUGAACUUCUCCGUCUUCUACUACGAAAUCCUCAACUCUCCAGAGCAGGCCUGCGCUCUGGCUAAGCAGGCUUUUGAUGAAGCCAUCGCUGAGCUGGACACCUUGAACGAGGAGUCGUACAAAGACAGCACGCUGAUCAUGCAGCUACUAAGGGACAAUCUCACUCUGUGGACAUCGGAAAACCAGGGAGAUGAGGCCGAAACCGGCGAUGGAGAGAACUAGAGCGCACUUCACUGUUAACCCAUCCCUCCUCUCUCUUCCUCUAACGUUUAUCUCUCUUCUUCUUUCUUCUCUUCCUCCUCUCUUUGUACACAUAAACAGCCCAUUCAUUCCCUCAUUCCCACUUGUUCAAGCCCAGCCUCCCAACUUCCCUUCUGUAUAACCAGCAGCAUGAAUAGUACCUGUUCCUGUCCUCCACAAACCAAAUUUUAAAAAAAUAAUAAACAAAGGAGGAGGAGGAGCGAAUAGGCCACAACAAACCCAGUCACUCCUGGUUCCCUCUGUCCUUCCACCUCCUCUCCCUCUAUUACGGCACUCCAGGGUAGGCCGGCAGACUCCAACCACAGGCCUGUCUCACCCCCAGCACGCAGGGAGGGGAGUUCAUGAAGUACAAAAAAAGAUCAUUUUUUAAAAAAAAAGAAAAUCCUAGUUUUUACUUUUUUUUUCCCCUUCAUUCCUCUCUACUUUUUCCCCCUCAUUCUCCUGCUUCCUUCCCAACAUUGUCCUUUCAUGCUCCUCUCUCUAGUCAGAUAAUGAAUUUAUAUAGUUGUCAACUCCUUUUCCACUGGUUAUAUUCCACUUUAAACAACAACAAAAAGAUUAUUAAACUGUCCGUUGAUCUCAACCAACACUGUGAUGCUCAGUUUUUCCUCCACCGUUGGCAGCAGGUCCUCAGUUGACAGCAGACUGUUCGAAAAGCAGUGCCAUUCUGCUGAGGUUUAUACAGAAGGGUCCUCCUACCAACAAGGCUGUAUUGUGACACUGACAAAUCUUAAAAAGAAAACGUGUUUCAAAAUAUUCACUAACUGUUUUUAUUUUCUAACCAGGAUCUGAGUCUUCAUCACUCACUGCUGCCCUGCAUGUUUUAAGGAGCAGAAAACAGUUCAAAUGAAUUGGAAAAUAUUUUAAACAAUGCCGUACAUUCCGUCUUUGACAAUAAAAGGCACUGGUCAUCCUGCCAUUCUGCUCCUUUUUUGGAUGGGACACACGUUUUAACAAACGUCUGUGCUGCUGUCCUUACAUUUCAUUACUCUGCUGACUUUUUUUUUUCUUUGUGAAACAAACAAGUCAAACUGUUUUUUAAACAACACACUUGUGAACUCAUCUUGACAGCAAAUCUGAUCAGGAAAAAACAAUCGAAUCACAUUUCUCUCUAAAAACAAAUCAAGAUUCUAAUAUUUUAAACCUUUGUGAUUUUUUUUUUUUUUUACUUUGCUUUACUCUCCUUUGUCACCUGCCCGUAAACAUUUUUAUUAAAACUAGACGAGUCCUAGUCCCAAAUAUAUUGCUGACAUUUACAAAUGACCACAACACAGACCAUGAGGAUUUCACUUGACACCUAAAAAUAUUUGCGGUAAAUUGAAAACUUUUCUUCACCCACUCAGUGUCACAAUAACCUUGUCAUGAACCAUUUCAACAUUCCACUCUGUAGGUGUCUGUUUUAUUUUCUGUUGCUUGGGUCAAAUGAUUUCAUGCACUGAUGUUAAAAAGGUUAAACACAAGUCCACCCCCUUUUCUGUUUUCCUCUAUAGCUGAACAAAAAGGCAGUUAUUAUUCUACGCUUUAUAAGAAGAAAAAAAAAUCCCAGCCGUAGUGAAUGUGGCACCGAGCCUGUCUGUAUAUCUGGUAUCUCAAAUCACUUUUGUUUUUACUGACCAGUAUUCUGCUUAAAAUUUAAAAAGGACAAAAAAAUACCCCUAGGGGGAAAAAAAAGUUUUUCUUUUGCUUCUGUGACGGUUUUAUUGCUUAGCGCGCACGUGGUUGUGAAAAUUUUAGACUUAGCUUAAGGAUGCCAAUUAAAAAAAAGACAAAAAAAAAAAAACCUUGACACCUACCUACCCACUUCCCCCCACCCUGGUUAUUGACGUAUUACUAGAUUUGUGUAUGUCUUUUAAAAAAAUCAACUCUAGUUUCACCUUACAUGUAAUAAAAACAGGACGAAAUGUAAGAGACGAUUUAAAAUGAAAUAAAAGUUUUAUCAGUUCUGAA
This is a messenger RNA of Cynoglossus semilaevis (tongue sole), 2873 nucleotides long. RefSeq names its product tyrosine 3-monooxygenase/tryptophan 5-monooxygenase activation protein, beta polypeptide a (gene ywhaba). The record is from RefSeq and is a predicted model, not a curated record. Lineage: Eukaryota; Metazoa; Chordata; Actinopteri; Pleuronectiformes; Cynoglossidae. Bases 153 to 887 code for a protein of 244 amino acids. The transcript is spliced from 7 exons.